Molecule: messenger RNA, 1358 nt
Organism: Scomber japonicus (chub mackerel)
Lineage: Eukaryota; Metazoa; Chordata; Actinopteri; Scombriformes; Scombridae
Gene: glipr1a
Product: GLI pathogenesis-related 1a
Exons: 6
Coding region: 38-862 (274 amino acids)
Source: RefSeq, a predicted model, not a curated record
CCUUCGCUUGUAUCAUAUUAGUGUUAUACGCUGUGGCAUGGGGUCUGUGGUGGAGAUUUUGCUUUGGGUCUGGAUUGCUCUAGAAUCUGGGGUGAAUUCUGACUCGCUGCCAGAAAUCACCGAUCAAGGGUUUAUUGAUGAAUGUGUAAAGGCACACAACGAGGCGAGGUCAUCUGUCAAUCCACCUGCAAGUGACAUGCUGUACAUGACAUGGGAUGAAGGCUUGGCCAUUACUGCAAGAGCAUGGGCAAGGAAGUGUGUAUUUAAACACAACAUCUACCUUCGAGAUGCCCCUCGUAUGCACCCUCACUUCUCUUCUGUAGGAGAGAACAUAUGGGCAGGCUACCCGCCAUAUCCUUUUGAUGCAAGGAAAGCAAUAAUUGAUAAGUGGGUGGGUGAAAAACAAGUCUACAACUAUCAAGGAAACACUUGCUCAGGUGUCUGUGGCCACUAUACACAGGCUGUAUGGGCGAGCAGCUUCAAGGUUGGUUGUGCUGCCCAGCUGUGCCCGAAUGGUGUCAAAGAAACCAACUUUGCCACUGAAGAGGGUGUCAUUUUUGUAUGCAACUACGCUACAGGGGGUAAUGUGAAUGGUCGGCGGCCAUAUGAAACUCAAGGGGCAGCAUGUUCUAAGUGUGAAGGCUCCUGUGUGAACAAGCUUUGCCGUAGCCAAAAACGGGAUUCACAGAAAAGUUACAAAUGGUCCCCAGAUUGGGACCGCUCUGAAGCUGCCCCGGAGAACCACGCGGCCAGCUCCAACUAUGUGGCUGUUCUGGUCGCUCGGCCCAUUGCUCUGAUUUGCACUUUUAUUGCAGCAUAUGUAGUCCACUACUUUUACCCAGAUAUGUUCUGCUAUGAAUAGUCCUCUUGUGAUGAACUGAUGAAUAUUCAGCCAGAGUUGAGAUGAGGAUGCUAUUUUAUAAACGCCAAACUUAAAGCAGUUUAUUUUAGGUCCCAACAGAGCUGUGCAUAAAUUGCCAAAAAAGUACAUAUUAAUGAACAAAAUUGAGUCCAAAAUGAUUUUUCCUAAUCUACACAGGAACUAAUCUGAUCUGUUAUAUGUGUUACAUUACAACCUAAAGCAACCUGCAACCUAUUCUAAUGUGUUAUAUAUAAACACUUUAUUCUGCCGUUUUGGAUGUGUCACACCACAAGCCGAACAGGAAACCACAUGGUUCAGAGGUUUGCACACUCAAAAUAAGACGUUUCAUUUUACUGCCAGCGUACAUGUACAGUGCCUAUAAGCAGUUAAGCUGCAAAAAUCUAUAUAUUUACAUAGACAAAUGGAAGACAACCACACAUAAGCUCCAGUAUUUUCACUAUAAAGACCAAAACGUUUCAACCAUGCUUUGUCUUUC